UUAAAUUAACAGAAAAGCACCACCCAACUGUCUUAUCUCAAAACACAACCUUUUCCUCAUUUUCCCCACCAUUCCCAACAAAACAAAGUAACCCUCCACUUCCCACUUCCCACUUCCCACAAACCCCAACCAAACCCUUAAAAAACUGUUUUUUUUUUUAAAAAAAAAAAAAACCCAUCACUUCACACCUCGCACACACCACACAUAAAAUGGACCCUCAUCGCCGGCGCCGCCGCACGUGGUGCUGCACCUUCGCCGCCAGCCCCGACAACUCCAAGCCUGGCCCCCGCAAACCCGAACCUCACUCCAAACCUACAUUCUCCCUCCCGACCUCCCCCAAAUCCCGAAUCGCCGCCCGCAUCGACCCUCGCCGGAUCCUCUCUCCGGGAAGAGUCUCGCCCAUCGACUCCGAUCCCGUCGCCGGAGCCGCCGUUCCCUCGCCCUCACCCUCACCCUCGCCGGCUCCGCCAUCUCCGGUGGCCGGCGACAGGGAUGUGAGAAUGAGCCUGAGAGGGAAGAACGGCGGGUGCAUGGUUCUGGAGGUGAAUUCGGGGGUUCUGUGUGCGAAUUCCGAAGUGUUUGCGGGGUUGAUUGCGGAUUACAACAAAGGGGUUUCGAGUUUCAGUGGUAGCAACAAAAUGUGUAGAAUAGAGGUUCCUGAAGUUGAGAACUUGGGAGUGUUCAGAGAAACCAUUGAACUCAUGUUUGAGAACGAGGAUGGGCUUACCAAACGCCUCCUUAACAUUGGCGUUUUUCGAUCCAUUGACGUUUUGGAGGUUUCAGCAGGUAUCAUGUUCACCAAGGGUGUUUUGUCGUGUUUACAAUACCUUGAAGCCGUGCCUUGGACUGAAGAAGAGGAAGAAAAACUGAGGAACCUAUUCACAAGAUUCAAGUUUGAUGAAGCAACAACAAGAGACAUUCUAGGAAGGCUUUACUUGCAAGAUUCAGUAGAUUCCUCUUCCCAGCCAAAUGUAGCUAGACAAUUAGUUUGGUCUAUCACCACUUGUGUGGAUGCCAAAGCAAGAAAUGAACUUAAGUCACUAAUGAAGGGUCUUCUUUGCAAAAGCUCAGUGUAUGAGAAGAAUCACCUUGACCUCAGCAAGGAGGAUCUGUAUUCUGUGUGCCACUCAUGCUUGGACUCACUUGUAAGCCUCUUUGAGGAAGCAUCAGAUACCAUCACUCCUGAAAAGCUAUUAACAAAGAAAGAUAAGAAUAAGCCUCUAAUUGAACGCAUCUCGAGGCAAGUUGAUAACAUCAACUGGUUGCUAGAGAUCAUGCUUGAUGGUCAAAUAGCAGAGGAUUUUGUGAACAUAUGGGCGGAACAGCACCAACUUGUUAAAAUGCAUGAUGAUGUUUCCCCCAUGAUUAGAUAUGAACUUAGCCGCAUCUCAGCGAUUCUCUUUGUUGCAAUGGCUACAAGAAAAUUGCAAUGCAAGGUGGAAGCUAGAUGGGGGCUUCUCCAAGCAUGGUUUAGGCCUAUGCUGUUGGACUUUGGUUGGUUGCAAAGAUGCAGAAGAGGGCUUGAUAUAAAGGUAUUGCAAGAGGCUAUGGGACAGACACUUCUUACUCUACCUUUGAAUCAACAAUACUUGCUCUUCAUGGAAUGGUUUCGGCACUUCUCAAGCCAUGGCACUGAAUGUCCAAAUCUAAGCAAGGCAUUCCAGAUUUGGUGGCGCAGAUCGUUCUUAAGAGGGUCUGAAACUUUUGCCAUUGAAUCAAGGUAAAACUGUGACACUAUUUGUCAUUUUAACUGUUUGUGUAGUGUGUAAAGAGUUGCAACUAGGUGAGGGAUUCUGGACUUUGUACACUGAAUAACGUAGAUAAACUCCAUAGAUUGUGAGAUUAUUUCAUGCCCAAAUGGUAGGAGAAUUUUUCCUCUAUAUGUUUGCUUU
This is a messenger RNA of Cajanus cajan (pigeon pea), 1892 nucleotides long. Its product is annotated as BTB/POZ domain-containing protein At2g13690. The record is from RefSeq and is a predicted model, not a curated record. Lineage: Eukaryota; Viridiplantae; Streptophyta; Magnoliopsida; Fabales; Fabaceae.